Molecule: messenger RNA, 7107 nt
Organism: Stegostoma tigrinum
Lineage: Eukaryota; Metazoa; Chordata; Chondrichthyes; Orectolobiformes; Stegostomatidae
Gene: clvs2
Product: clavesin 2
Exons: 5
Coding region: 598-1578 (326 amino acids)
Cellular component (GO): membrane
Molecular function (GO): phosphatidylinositol bisphosphate binding
Source: RefSeq, a predicted model, not a curated record
UUUCCAGCCAUUGUGUCCGCCCAGCUCUCUCUCCUCACUUUCCCCAACACCUCCAGCACUGACGUAAACCCGAUAGGGACGCAGCAGCAGGACGCCGAGUCAUUGAAACGAAACAACAGGGGGGAAAAAUAUACCACACACACACACACACUGGAGAAGAUGUACAGCACGAGUGAACCGCCUAAAGUCGACGUUAAGCUCUCAGAAGCCACCGUCUGAGCAGCUUGCGAUAACAGAGUGGCUGGGAAUUGAAAUGACUCUUGCUGCAGGGUGCCGCAUUGCCUGGAUCAUGGUAGGAACCGUAUUCUGCAAUUUGGAGCUUGUAUUAUUGAUCUGAGAUACAUACAGUACACCACAUGCGUGGGACUGCGCCUGGGGUUUUAACCUUGGGUUAUCGCGACUGCUAGGGAAUCGAGUACGAUUUUCUUUUUAAAAAUUUCCCUUUUCGGACAUUUCGAUCGGAUCCAAUCGUUUCCAAAACAAGAGAGAAGGGACAAGAAUGAUUAUUGGAAGCUGAAAAGGCAGAUUGGGUCCCCGCUCGCCACCCGCAUCAGCAAAGCUAUACCCUGCACAUAUUACAAAGGGAAUAGGAGAACAAUGACUCAUUUGCAAGCGGGGCUGUCUCCAGAAACUCUGGAGAAAGCUAAAGUGGAGCUGAAUGAGAAUCCGGACACCUUGCAUCAGGAUAUCCAAGAAGUAAGAGAUAUGAUAAUUACGCGGCCAGACAUCGGCUUCCUUCGGACUGACGAUGCUUUCAUCUUAAGGUUCCUCAGAGCCCGAAAGUUUAACCAUUUCGAAGCAUUCCGCCUCCUCGCUCAGUAUUUUGAGUAUCGUCAGCAGAACCUGGACAUGUUCAAGAACUUCAAAGCCACCGAUCCAGGUAUCAAACAGGCGCUGAAGGAUGGCUUCCCUGGUGUGCUUUCUAACCUGGAUCAUUAUGGCCGGAAAAUCUUGGUCCUCUUCGCUUCCAACUGGGACCAGAGCAGGUACACAUUGAUAGAUAUCUUGCGUGCCAUAUUGCUAUCACUAGAAGCAAUGAUUGAAGACCCAGAACUUCAAGUCAAUGGAUUUAUUUUGAUCAUAGACUGGAGCAACUUCACUUUCAAGCAAGCCUCUAAACUCACCCCAAGUAUGCUUCGACUGGCUAUUGAGGGACUGCAGGACAGCUUUCCAUCUCGUUUUGGAGGAAUUCAUUUUGUCAAUCAGCCUUGGUACAUCCAUGCACUUUAUACUGUCAUUAGGCCCUUCCUCAAAGAGAAGACCAGAAAAAGGAUAUUUAUGCAUGGAAAUAACCUGAACAGUCUUCACCAGCUUAUACACCCAGAAAUCCUGCCAUCGGAAUUUGGAGGGAUGCUGCCACCUUAUGAUAUGGGAACCUGGGCACGAACUCUGCUGGAGCAUGAAUAUGAUGAUGACAAUGAAUAUGUCAGUGAUUCCUAUAAUAUGUCUUUCAAAGAUGUAGAAAAGAGCCUCUCUCCAAAGUCUAUGAAGAGAUCCCAGUCAGUGGUUGAAGCUGGAGUUCUGAAACACAUAGAUAAAGAUGACGAGAAUACCCAACCAUUACUUUCCCUGGACUGACAGUUUCCAGGUUACACAUUUAUCAUGAAAGAGAAAAGCACUUCUUCAGGAUGAGUAGAGUAACACAGAGGAUUCUGUGUAAACUAUGAUGGUAAUAUGUCACUUGGUAUGAACAUUUCAAAUUAGAAAUAGGCUGUAAUAUUUGCAGAUACAUCCUUGCCUGCCUGUUUGGGUGGUAGCUAUUGGUAAAUGAUGUCUUUAUUCAAAAAGUGGAAGUGCCAACUUUAUUGUAAAUACAUUUUCUUAUCAUCAUUGGAAAGUAUUCAAAAAUCCGCAAGUUUAGUCAGAAUUCAAUGUAAAAUAACAGUGAAGAAUAUUUUCUGAGCCAAGUUUACAUGUUAUGCAGCCUGUACUAAAUGCUGUCUGUUUAAUAUUUUGUUCUGACCCAACAGCCUUUUCCUUCAAAAAGGUUAUAUUUUGGUAAGAGAAAAGGAGCUUUGCCCAAGUAAAGGGUUAAAUACUUCUUGUCAGUUUGAUUGUUUUAUGGCAACACUAUAAGAGUAACACUUGCUUUUGUAAAUGGCUUUAUUACAAUGAGAAUGCCUCAAGCCCUCCACUUAGAAACAUUCUUUUGUGAUGCACAGUGCAAAGCAGAUGGAAUUCUCCAUGAUAAAUUAUGUAUAAGAAGAGAAUCCUGGGCAAGAUCUGGGUCCCUUAUUCUGAAAAUUUUAAGAUGUGUCACUGCAAUUGCAAUGUGUAAGAAAUCUAUUUGCACUGUCUGACAAUUACAAUAGCAUCAGUUUUAUAACCAUAGACUUACAAUAUAGAACACAGGUAAUGACCCAACAGUCUACGUUGAUACUGAAGCUCCGUCUAAAUCCCCUCCUAUCUUCCUUCAUCUCAUUCAAUGUGGUAUAAAAAGACAACUUCCAACCGUUUAAUUCGUUUCAAAGUCCCAAACCUUCUAUCCAUUUGUUUUCUUAGAUUGCCCUGCCUGCCAAAAAUAUACCCGGUAACCUCUUAAACUUUAUAUUUUUCACUAAUUGUUGGGCAGAUCCUUUCACGUAUUUAUUUUCAUCUUCAUAUAUGUUAUUUUUAUUUGUGUUCACUUUUUUCUCAUGUAAAUUAUGCCUCCUGUAUUCCCCACCAGAAUAUAUUUCCUUAUCCUGAAGAUUGUGAAACAUUUGAGUUUUGCUGUCAGAUCCACUUCAUUUAUUGUGCAGCUUUCGUAAGUACUUCAAUGUGAUCACAUCUAGGCACCCUAUUUUGAAUAUUGAGCAGCACAAUACUUACUUUAAACUACAUUUAACCUUGUUUCUUAACACCUUUGUCCAAUAUUUGUACUCCCAGUUAUGUCAGAUCAUCCUGUUGCAGCAUGAAUUUAUAACUGCGCAUAAUUCUCAAGGUUCACCAUUUUAUGGUAGUUAAUGAUUUCUCUUUAGGAUUUAUGCUCUGUUCUUGAAGCCAGACAUUCCAAAGUGCUGUUUGUCUUUUUGCUGACCAGCCCAGUGCUGCUACUACCAUAACAUUUCCUAUUAAGUAUUGUCUGGAUGAAUGUAGUAUAUUGUCUGGAUCGGGGCGAUCUUUAGAUUAAGUGUAAGAUUUGGCAUUGUGAAUUCAUAUUAAUACCUUAUAUCCAUCUGAAAGGGCAAACACCACUUCACUUUAAUAUUUUAUUCAAAAUUUAUGGUCUGAGACUGCAUUACUCCCUUAAUGCUACACUGGAGUGUCAACCUGAAUUCUGUGCUCAAGUAAUUGGAAUUGAACUUUCACAAUCAAGGACAAGAGGGCUGUGGAUGACCCAAUAUUGACAUAAAAUACAUAAAUAUUCUCUAAAAUGUUAAGGUUAAGAGCUUAAUUUUAAGUAUCCAUUAUUUAUGAAUAAGGCUGCCACCAAGAGCAGGAGUAAAUUAGAUACAAAGACUGGAGUGUAACACCAGAAACACCUAUAAUUGAAAUUCUUAGAUACAUUAAGGAAAUUACAAAUUGAAAUACAGAGAGAGCCCAGACAGAGUAUGGGCAUUAAUUAGAAAGCUUCAUUCUUAAAUUUAAUUAUAUGAAUGGUUCAUUUCAGUUUAAUAGGGUAUGUUAUUUCCCAACCAACUAAGAUAUCAACAACUGUGGUGGAGUUCAUCCAGGAAAUUAACUCCAAGUGAAUGUUGUUUAAUUUGAAAAAAAAGGGAGAUAAACCUGAGUUUGACUCAAAUGUUGACUGAGCGUUUAUUCUGAGUUGUUGAGAUAAAAUUAUGAAUCCAACAUAGAGUCUACAAAGCUAAAGCUAAAACAGACUGAUUGAAGAAAAUAUAAUGCAUUAUUGGAGGGAGGAAGAGAGACACUUGAGAGGUUAGUUUUCCACUUUGACUUCAAUAAAAAAGAAAAUUCAGCAAGGAAAAUUGCUGCCAGUUUAUGCAUUUUAUGCCUUGCCACAGCUGCAAGCCCCAACCAAUAGUUCCCUUAUUUUAGUACUUGAAAUGUCAGCAAAUAACCUUAAAUAAAUAGAUUGUGUUGGUAAACUUAAUUAAGUAUUUCUUGCCUGUAAUACUUUCUGCCAGUCAAUGUAAUUUAAUAAUUGUAAGUUUUAUAAAAUAUGUUUUCUUACAAUGCUAUGCUGAUGAACAGAACAAAUGUACUCUUUCCAAGUAUAAUUUAACCCUUCCCAAUAAAAUGUGGAUAUAGAUUGAGAACGUAGGAUGUUGCCAUACUGUAGAGGUGACUUUUUAACACAAUGCUCUAGUUUAUUUUAAAGCAAGGAUGCCAAUUGGUCUUUUUUUAAAAUUACCUUUAUUCUUGUGACUCCCACAGCUCUGAUUUGUUCAUAGGCUAUUUUGUUUAAUGACUGGAAUGUGCAGUCCUUAUUAAAUUUAAAUAAAAGUGAAUUUUUGUCAAAUAGAUCAGGUCACUGUAAUAAUCAACUGCAGAUAAAAGCUCUCAGAAAAAAUAUUGGGGUUUGUUUUGCAUAAUCAUUCAUUUUUAUUGCAGUUUAAUUUAUUUUUCAGUACUGUAUUACUCGGAGAAUUAUGUCAUAAUUAAUUUAAACGGCUUUCACAAUAAUAAUGAAAGAAAACAGAAUAAUUACUUCAAUCAGUGUAUGUUUAUCCAGUGAUGUAAAGAAAAAUAAGCCAUAUAAAGCAAAAUAAUCUGGAAGCAUACGUACCCAAAGAUACCACUGAAAGGUAUGUUCUUACCUUUCCUAACAUCAUUGAAUUGUGCUAAAACUACAGUGUUAUUUCCAAGACUGGAGACAUGAGGUGCAUUAUACUGUAACCUUUUGAUGGUACUUUAUGCUUAAAAUGUCUCUCCCUUUAUCAUGAAUUCUCAUUUCCUGUAUUUAUCAAUCUUUAUUCAAGAUUAGAAAAAUAUAUUUUCUCGUCCAUAAUUCACAAUGUAAUUUUUCACACCUGAAGCAAAGAACACCUUUCAAUGAGGUGCAAAUUAUUAGCCAUUUGCUCCUAGAUACCAGAUAACACAGAUCUUGUUAAAGGGACAAUCUCCAUACUGGACAAUUGCUACAUUCUCGUCAUUGGAGUUUUUGUCCCCAACUUUUGACACUAUGUAAUUUCAGAUGGAAGAAGGCUAUUCAGCCCAUUGAACCCAUGCCAAUCAUCUGAAGAGUGAAAAAGUAAGUUCCUUAUUCUAUUCCCAAAGCCCUGUACACUCAUUUCUUACAAGUGCUGAAACACUUUUGUUUUAAAAUUGUUCAUCAUCUCUACUUCCACUAACAUUAUAGACAGUGAGUUGCAGGUCUUUAUCACUUGCUUUGUAAACAUUCUUCCUCACAUUCUUCCCAGCAUCUUUUGUUCAAAAUUUAAAGCUAUGUUCCCAGUCCUUGUACGAUCAGUUAGUGGAAUUAGCUUUUCUUUGUUUACUUCAUCAGAACCUACUACAAUUUUAUGUCCAGUAUCAAAUCCCUCUCAAAUUCUAUAAUUUCAAGGAGAACAACACCAGCUUCUCUGCCGAAUAUUACAACAAAAAUCUGUCCUCCCUGGAACCAUUCUGGUGAGUCUAUUCUGCACAUUUUCAAGGACUUUCAUAUAUGCCUUCUACUGUGGUGAAAAGAUCUGAACAAUGUUGUAGCUAAUUGUAGCUUCAACAGAGCUUUAUACAUGUUCAACAUCACAUUCCUGCUUUUGUGCUCAGAAUCUCAAAUGGUGAAACACAAUAUCCCAUGUUCUUUGAUAACCAUGCUCUCAAUAUACCCCAAUACAUGAAAAGAUCUAAAUACAUGAACUACCAGCCUAAAUACUUUUUUUUAACAACUGUGCCAUUCAGCCUAUAUUAUCUUUCCCUAUUCUUUCUACUUAGACACACCACAUCAAACUUAUUUGUGUUAAAUUCUGUCUAUCACUUGUCUGGUUAUUAUGUCUAUUUCAAUCAUCUUGCAGUCAGUUGGCACAUUUCACUCCCAGCAUCAAAUCUAACCAGACGUCUUUUCCAGUUGGAUUAAAAACAUGCUGGUCAAAGAAGUUUUCCUGAACAUAUUUCGGAUAUUCUUUCUCCUGCGUUUACCUUUCACUUUAAUAUCAUCAUGGCUCUGUACUACUUGCACAUUUCUGCAAUUUUCCCACUCUGUCCCUCACUAUUUAAAGGCCUCCAGCAGCAUGAGCGUUAUGCUUUGGAACUCUAACUGAACAAAUUCUGCCCUUGGCCUCUCCAGCAUAUCCUAUCUUUUCUAAAUUGCAAUGACCUCCUUAUCAGUACUCUUACCUGACCUACUUGUUUUAUUGUGCCCUAUCUAUUCUGACUAUGGAACAUUACAUAAUGCCUGUCUUUUGUACUUCACCCAGAGGCAAUCCCUUUGUCAUUGGUAUCUUGGGCUGGACUGAACUUUCAGCAUUCUCACGGAUGCGGUUCUGAUUGUGGCCCACACAGCUCAAAAAUGUUUGUUCUUCCUGCCUCUUCAAAGUCUUCUGGAUGCUGGCCCAGCGAUUGUCCUGGACACUCAUUGUCUGCUUAGUGAGCACAUCCUACAGAGCUUGGGACAAGGAAUCUCAUAUCCUUGUUAAUAUUCUGGAGUGGUUACAGCUGCUCCUCAGUCUCAGAAAUCCUGAACUGCAGCUGAAACAGUUGGAGAUACUUCCUACACCCUGAUCCACAAAGGGACAUGGAACAACCUGAGACCCCCAUAUGUCACAGGAAUUGCAAGCAACAGAUCGCAGUUGCCCAUUCAUGAUCUAACCAAUUUUUAUUCUCUCUUUUAGAAUCUGAUUAAAAUCUGUUUACCUGAUAUGUUCUUAUAAUAGUCAAUCCCGUCUAAGAGUGGACUUUUGGUCUGAAAAUCCUUAGUUUUGCAUAUAUCACGUGUAUAAGUAGAUCCCAGACUUUUGGCCUAAAAUUCCUUCAUUUUCAUACACCUUGAACAGCGUUGAUGCAGACAUUCUGUUGAGUUUUUUUUAAAUUGUGCUUUUCUGGGAAAUGCCGGUUAACAGCCUUGGGAGAGCUGUCAGUGUUAAAUUCAGCACCAUGGUCAGCAUCCAGUGUCAGUUUCAUUAUCAGCAGUUCCGAAAGAAGUGAGAGAUAAUGGGAACUGCAGUUGCUGGAGAAUCCGAGAUAACAAAGUGUGGAGCUGGAUGAACACAGCAGGACGAGCAG